AUGGGCAGCACAUUCGACGAACUCCGGGCGCUGCACAGGCUCAUCGGGACGUCUCUGGACUUCAUCGAGCGCAAAUUUGCCGAUGCGACGCGUAUACCCGACCUAGACGACGAUAUCCUAGGGCCGGAUGACGAGGAAAGCCAGUAUGGGGUGCGGGAAGGACGAGGGUUGUACAGGGCCACAAGCGCCGACGAGGAUCGCCCAUCAUUGCGAUAUCCCUUCGAGGCAAAGAUGCGCGAGAAUCUCUCGAACGCGUACGCGUCUCCCCCACCCUCGCCUAGCACGUAUGCACCGGAGGGGCCUGUGACGCCUCCUGCGAAUGGCCCUCGUUCACGACUUUCGCCGUCCAUCACGCGUCAGCAUAGUAGUCCCAAUGUCCACGCAACCCCACGACACAACCCGAGCAGUUCCCGGAUAGACAUUGCGUCGUACACCCAGAGCUCGCCAUCUCUUCUGCUGUCUCGUGCCGUGCGCCAGGAUUCUCCCCGCCAUCAUCAUAACGAGUCGAUCUCGACGGAUUCACUAACAACCGAUCCUUCCAUGUACUCCCAGCCUUCUCAACCCGCUUCUCCUGUCACCCCAGCGUCCCCGUUCUCGCCUAUGUCUCCAGCAGACGGCGAGAAUGUAUUCGGCUUGUUGGACUUUCCUUCGUUGAACGCGCCGAUGGACCCGGACUCACCCGCGGAGCGUAUGGUCCAGGAAGCUGACAUCGUCGACGCUAUCUCACGUAUCGCGGGAGCUUGCGGUCAGAUUAGCGCCACGGUGCAGCUGCCGUUUCUCACUUUAUGCGACGCUAGUAUGGCUUACCAUCUGCCGUCUUGUCUCCGGCUGUUCGAGGCGGCGCAUAUACCCGAGAUUUUGAGGGAGGCGGGCGAGGAGGGAAUGGAGACCAGCGAUAUAUCUAGCCGCUGCGGUGUUGAGGUGAAUAAAUUGGCCCAUAUACUUCGACUUCUGGCAACACACCACUUGUUGAUGGAAGUCAGACCAAAUACCUUCGCCAACAACCGAAUAUCUAGUAUGAUCGACAGCGGGAAACCGUGGCGAGAACUCGUCGCCAUGUCCAACGCGGAGGCGAAGUACGAAGGCAAAGAAGGCGGCAUCGCUGCGUUCGUUGGCAUGUGCACGGACGAGCUCUUCAAGGCGUCAUCGUAUAUGACCGAAGCCUUCUUGCUUUCGCCAAAUGUGACCACCACCCACGGCCGAGAACCGGAACACGCACCCUUCACGUUCGCCUUUGGUUUGUGCGGCGGGGAGGAUACCUAUUGCAGGGGCAAUGCCGUGUUCUCUGGAGACGGGCGAAAGAAGGGGAGCCCGAAGGUCGUUGAGGAGAAGAUUCCGUUCUUUCCGUGGUUGGAGGGGCAUGGCUUAGACGCGACUGGGGGCAGCAAUCCGAACAGAUUUAGGUUCGCGAGGUUCGCCAAGGCGAUGGAGGGCACUACGAGCUGGGAGACGCCUGGCGCCAUCCUUCAAGCCUUCGACUGGAAUAUGCUCCAGCCGGGGAGUGUCGUCGUUGACGUUGGAGGCGGAAUAGGAUCCACAACGGACACUUUGGCGACGGCCUCUGAGAACUGCGGAUGGGGGUUACGCUUCGUUCUACAGGAUCGCGAGGUCGUCAUUGAGCGUGCGGAACAGUAUUGGAAGAAGAACUGGCCUCAUCGAGUCAGCUCAGGCGCGGUGACAUUGCAAGUGCAAGACUUCUUUCAGCCGCAGGCCGUGAAGGCACCCGCUGUGUACAUGCUGCGAGUCAUCCUUCACGACUGGUCGGAAGUCUUCGCCAGGAAAAUCUUGCUGCAGCUGAGGAGCUCCGCUGGUCCACAUACGACGUUGCUCUGCGGUGAUUUCAUCCUCCCGUUGGCUUGUCCGGACUCUUUUGGCGUCAGCGGUUCGCAUCCUGGCGUCGACGUCGAAGGCGCGGUCCUAAGUCAUGCGCCAGCCCCGCUGCUUUCAAACAUGGGCAAGGCGAGCGCCAAUGCGUUCAACAUGGACCUCACUAUGCAAUGCACGUUCAACUCGCAGGAGCGUACGCUACGCGAGACGUUCGCGCUCAUGGAAUCGGCGGGCUGGAAGAUCACGCGCCUGAACAAGUGCCCGGGGUCCUGGUUCUUCUGGAUCGUCGCCGUUCCCGCGGAGGUGCCCGAUCCUCGACUUGCGCGCUCUGGUAGUCGGUCGACGUUUGGCGGCUCGACCUUCCCGGAGCGCGCGGGCAUCAACGACGACUUGGACGACCUGUUGCGCCGAGAGGAGUUGGAUCUCAUCGGGCGAUCGAGCUCACGGUGCGGGACGCCGACCUUUGGCUCGAGGAUGGACUUCCCCUCGUUGGCGCCGAAGGGGCCGAUGUCGAGGCUCUCGAGGGGUAUCUUUGGCAAAGGCGGCGCGGCGAUGCGGAAGUUUGGCUUCGGCAGACCGUCGGCUGCUCUGGCUGCGCAAAGUGGGCAUUCUGCGCAGAACAAUGCACUGAAGCAGCCGGUCAUCAUUUCUCCGCCGAAGAAGAAGAAGCCGUCGCCGCUGACGUUGUCUUCGCCCAUUGCGCCGUCGUCGCCUGCUCCGAGCUCACGACUGCAGCCCGCACGAGUGAGGGGAUUGUCGAUCUCGCAACCGACCUCGUCAUCAUCGUCACCGGCGCCUUCGCAAGCACCUCCGACACCGGCAUCGCCACGGUUCCCCUCCAUGCUCCGUCGGUCGUCGCACGCGCAUCUGACUGGACAUCAUGCAGCAGCUGCUGUGAGUAUGGUGUCUCUUCGACAUGGGCCAGAGAAGCGACAUGGGCGUAACCCGAGCUUGACGUCCACCCUGAUGUCGGAGGCGCUCGAGGUGCCGCCAUCCCCUGCGCGCACGACGAAGACGGUGACGAGGCGAGGGUCGUUCGCGACGCUGUCGGACCAGAUUAGCUCCAUCAUCUCACGGACGACUGGGUCGGGGACGCCUGAGCCGCCACGGUCGCCGACGCUUUUGCGCAAGUCUGUGUCGAGGCGUGGGUCUCUGGCUCACUUGACGCCGCCGAACAAGGACGAAGUCCCGCCGCUGCCCAAGACCAUCAACAUCUCUGGUCCCAUCCAUUUGGGAGGCCUACCUACUCCCAGCUCGCCGGUGACCGUGCGCAAUCUGUCGACGUCGCCUUCACCGCCGUCGCCCUUGUCCUCUCGACCGCGAAAGUCGUCCGUCUCUCAUCUGACGCUGACACCGAAGUUUAAGAUCGGGGGAAGGAAGAGGAGCGAGAGUAUCCUGAGCACGAAUGUGCCGGCGGGGGCGUCGUUGUUGGGGAGUGGGGGGAGGCUGGACUUCGGGAAGCUGGUGGAUGAGGUGGAGGAGAAGGGGCUGCCGCCGUUGCCGCAGGUGGGGGCGUUGUUGGAUGCGCCGCCGAUGUUGGAGGUUCCGUUGGUGUCGGGGCAUUCGUCGAUGUUGGGCCCGCCGCCCUUGCUUGGUGCAUCGGCCGCGUUGGGCGCACCACCGUCGCUGGGUGCACCGGCUGCGCUAGAUUCGCCUCCUGCCAUGUUCGAGAGGGAGAGGAAGUGGUCGAGUGGGGCUAACAAGAGCCCGAGGACAUGA
Molecule: messenger RNA, 3546 nt
Organism: Schizophyllum commune H4-8
Lineage: Eukaryota; Fungi; Basidiomycota; Agaricomycetes; Agaricales; Schizophyllaceae
Product: ich1-like protein
Exons: 11
Coding region: 1-3546 (1181 amino acids)
Molecular function (GO): O-methyltransferase activity
Source: RefSeq, a predicted model, not a curated record